Belonocnema kinseyi is the source of this 2000-nucleotide messenger RNA. RefSeq lists its product as uncharacterized. The transcript is spliced from 10 exons. The coding region runs from base 119 to 1858 and encodes 579 amino acids. NCBI's taxonomy places the organism in Eukaryota, Metazoa, Arthropoda, Insecta, Hymenoptera, Cynipidae. The record is from RefSeq and is a predicted model, not a curated record.
CACUAUAAAAUGUCAAAGUAUAUGUCAAAUUUUAUUCUAUUUUAUUCUUAGUGAAUUUUGAAAAAGGUGUCAUCGAAAGUGUUUGGGAAAUGAAUAAUCAUUGAAGGAAACUUUGGAAAUGUCCGAAUUUAGCAAGGAUGCUUCAAGAAGCUUGCUUUCACCACCCAGAUCGUUAAUGAAUCUUGAGGAUGCUGAAGAAGUAUGGACAAUAAUAACCAAGAGGUAUCCAAAAGCUGCACCCCUUUUGUGUGAAAUGGAAUCAGUACUUGAUCACGCAGAAGACCUUCUUGAGCAACUAAAAUCACCCAGCGACCUGGGAAUCGUAUUUUCAACUGAGGAGUCAUUGAAUGAUAAGCAAUCUGAAGAAACAGUUUCAGAUCAAUCUAAUUUAUGUGAUCAAUCCUUAGCCAAAGAUGAUGUAGGCAGCAUACCAAGUGUACUCGAAACAGAAGUGUACAAUUUAGAUUAUUUAACUUUAACUGAAACUGCCUACAAAAAUAAUAAAGUAUCUUUUAUUAACGAGGAUUCAAAAACAAAUACGACUUUAUUUUGUACAACAAGUACAGUCAGUGAAAGAGAUUCCUUUUUUGAUGAACCGAGGGAUGAUGAGCUAAAAGAUGUAGAAAAAUCUCUCCAACAGCAUUCAGAAGAUUGCAAAAAAACAGAAUGUCUUAAAAGUGCGACGAGAGAUGACAAUGACGCUGUAAAUUAUAAUAAAGGUUCAAGACCAUCUUCUGCGUCAAAAAUAUUUGGAAAAUCCGUUGUCCCAAGGUUGCCUCAAUCUCCAAGGCGACAGAGAACACAUAGCGAAGGACCAAAAAUUGAUAAAAACGCUAUUCCAAAAUCAAAUGAGGGUCCUCGCAAACAUUCGAGUGUGACUGGAGUAUCAAUCCCUCAUUUUAAGAAAGUAAUUGAGACGAUUAAAUCGAAGGAAAUGGCUAAAAAAUCAGAAAUUUUAAAAACUGAAAUAAAACCACAGGAGAAGUUAGAAGAGGUCACAGAUAUCAUUCGAAUGAAAAUAAAAGAUUCUGCAAGCAUUGAUGAUUGGGAUAAAAUUGUUGGAAAUUCUUCCAAGUCUUGUGAAACUUCGGCUUUAACUAAUACAUUUACAUUGGAUAGGAAUUGUCAAUCCCAGUUGAUAAAAGUAUCACCGGACCGAUUCAUCAACAAAACUAACGAUUCCGAAACACCAACCACAAAACCCAUUGCUGCGGAAGCAAAUUUUAAAAUUCAGUCGAAACUAGGCAAUAAUCAGAAAACCGAAAAAACAGUAAAAACAGAAAACCAAGGGUGUGGAGAUGAAAAAAAUUCUGUAGCCUCUUUCGGUGAAUCGCCUGUAAUAAUUUUGGAACAGUACGGAAAAAUUUGUAAUAAAAAAAUUGACUACAAUAAAAACGAUGAUCGAAAGGGUAAAAUUGAGAUUACAUGUAGUUUUGCUAAUUACAGAGUGUCAUCAGCUGGAAAAAUACUAGAAAUAGUUAAAAAUGAAGCUGCUGCAAGAAUGUUGCAUAUGCUAGCAAUAAGCCAAAUGGAAGAAAAAACGCCAGAAGGUCUUAAAGAAUUUAGUCGACAAGAAAUGUUGGAAAUCAUGAACCUUAACAAAAGAGAUACGUUUAUACAUUCAGUUAAAAAAGUGGCGAUGGUGAAACUAUAUAAUUUCUGUCUGGAAGAAAAUCUACCUGAACCAGUGUAUGAUGUCAAACCUGAUAAACAGUGUGGAUUCUUGUCAAUAUGUAGAAUUCUAGAGUAUAUUGGACAAGGUUCAGGGCGUGCCGAAGGAACAGCCAAAGAGAAAGCUGCCGAAGAUUUUUACAAGAAACAUUUUCAAAAACUCAAAAACGAAUUAAAGGAUCAAUAAUCUCAAAUACAUCCGCAUAAAUAAUUCCAUAGAAGAAAACACUCAAGGGUGAAAAUAAUAGACCAAUGCACUUACAAAGGAAAUUUAUUUUAAAACAAAAAGAGCAUAAUUUUAUUUUUUUAAUAAAUUCACUGUAAACAUU